This is a messenger RNA of Silurus meridionalis, 3861 nucleotides long. RefSeq lists its product as uncharacterized. The record is from RefSeq and is a predicted model, not a curated record. The coding region runs from base 191 to 853 and encodes 220 amino acids. Lineage: Eukaryota; Metazoa; Chordata; Actinopteri; Siluriformes; Siluridae. The transcript is spliced from 7 exons.
CGUCUCGUCUCUGUCUCCCGUGGGCCCGGUCGUGCAGACGUCCAAGCCAGCCGAGCACCACGGCGUUGUCCAGGUCUAUAAAGAAGUGGGCCAGCAGGACUUGUACUCGUUCAGGGUCUACCUUGCUACCAACAAUGAAUCUGACAUCGCUGACAUUAAAAAGGAGAUUAGAAGCGCAAGGAAGAAAUACAUGAAGAUCGAAAAGCCUCCGCAGUGCCAGAAGCUCCUGGAGGAGAACAAGAAGUACCGCCUGAUCAGUGAGCCCCAGGGGGACAUCACGCCCGAGGACAUCCAGUUCACAGUGGCUGUGGUGAAGAUAAAGGGUUACUUCGAGGCGUUCUUCGAGCAGCGUCCUCCGUUUAAGCUCUCACUGAUUGAAGCAGAGUCGGAGCAAAGUGUGUGGUCGGCUACCAUUCGAGAAGGAGACUGUGUGGAGAAUACUGUUGAAAGAAGCCGAAGUCGAUCAUGCAGUCGGAAGCGAAAAUCCAGCGUGACAGAAGCCGAGCCAAACAAUAAACGAUUUCGCUUGUGUGAUGAACCAGAUGGUGUAAGAACAAAAGAGGCAGACAUGAGCGAUCAGCAGCUGAUGCAGGUGGCCAAAUGCAUGGGAAUUGAAAGGAAUGUUGUGGCUAUCCUUUAUCUGGGCCUUACCAAACAGGACGUCGAGGAGAUUGAAAUGAAAACUAAGUCUGGCCAGGUCAUGGUAAAUUUUAACAUACUGGAUCGCUGGAGGAGUCGACAAUCUAAAGGAAAGGCUAAAGUCAUGCAGCUCUAUGAGGCUCUAAGCAAGGAAGAUGUACCUAGAGAGGUCAUCGGUUGCCUCGAAGACAUGCUACAAGAGUCCCCUACAUAAGUGCAGAACCUUUUCUUAGAUGGAUGUACUUCUGGACUUUGUAGAUCAUCUCAGCCUUGCAUUAUGGACCCCUCAGGUUUAAGACUGUGUAUCUCCCAGGGUUGUUCCAGAAUUAUUCUCUUUCUUUUUUUUUCUGACAAAAUCCAAAAAAAUCAUAGACCCAUUUAGACUAUUAGUUUUUUUAUCAAAGGGAAAAUGCAGGCCAGUUACAUUCAUGCUUUUACGAGGUACAGAUGAAGGCAAGUAAACGAUAAUAAUAAUGAUUAUUAUUAUAAUAAUAAUAAUGUGGUGCUGCAUGCUACACAAUGAGAGCAUUGCUCUAUAUCUACUUGAGUCUAGGUUCUAUAUCCCUGCAGACUUGACUGCGUAAAAAUAUGUCCAGUUUUAUUUUUGAUACAAGUUCAUUUUUCUAUCAUGUUUUCUCUUCACGGCUUUAUUCCAACCACUCAAAACAUUAUGUUGACUCAGAGGAACGCUUUAAAAGGUUUACUUGUUCGGCUUGUGAAUCAUUCGGACCAAUUUGUUUUUCACUGUGUAUUGCAUGUGUUUUUUUUUUCUUUUUUUUUAAAGGCAGCAAAAAAAGCUUAUAGGAGAAAAAUGAGUAACGCGUUCUGUGAAGGUUAUAUGGCAUUACAUAAAUGAUUAUUUUUUAGAGUUCGUACUUUUAAAAUACUGUAUGUAACGGUAUGUUUUAAUUAUUGGUUAUUAUAUAUAUUACCAGUAUAUUUGUUUAUAUAAUGAGAUAAGUUGCAACAAUUCCAAAUAGAUAGUUAUGAAGAAUCGUGCGUUUUCAUAAUUAAGCAUCAUACACUAUAUGGACAAAAGUUUGUGGACACCUGAUCAUAAGAUUUGUAUGUGCUCUUUGAACAACCCAUUUUUUGCCCAUUCAGCCGCAAGGGCAUUAGUAAAAUCAGGUGCUGAUGUAGCGUGUGGAGACCUUGGGUUCUAGUUCUUCCCAAUGCUGUUCAGUAGGGUUGAAAUUAGCGCUCUAUAUCAGGCUACUAAAGAUCUUAUAUACUUCAAACCAAAUCAUAUCUUCACGAAUCUGGCUUUACAAUACUGGAACAGGUUUGAGUCUCCUACAGCAUCCAGAGACGUCUUAUACAAUUGUGUGCUUUCAAUUUUGUGGUAACAGUUUGGAGAAGAAUCACAUAUGGAUAGAAAGUCAGGUCUCCCAAUACUUUUGCCAUAUACAGUAUGUAUGCUGCUUCAUGAAUGCAUUAUAUGUUUAUAUGAAUGAUUUUGUAGUUUCAUUUCAAUGGCCUUCACAGAAAAGUUUUACCUCAGUUUUUUCUUUUUUUUAAGUCAUUUCUGAGUACUGUAAAUAUAAAUUGUAUUUUUUCAGGUCUGUGUAUAAAUUUGCUAGUGUAUAUUUAGAAUAUUUGAAAUGUGUGAAAUAUGUAAAGUAGAAUCCAUAGACUGAUUACUGCUGUGCAGUCUGAUCUCAGAUCACGGAAAUCACAGAUUGCACCUGGUUUAUUUGCAUCAUGUAAGUGAAAGGUGGUAGAAGAUAUGUCUCUAUAUUAGGGCUUAUAAUUCAUUCAUUCAUUCAUUCAUCCAUUCAUUCUUGUGUAAGAACUUAAUCCUGGUCAGGGACAAUCCCAGGAAUAUGGACAAAACGGGACGCCGGUUAUUGCAAAUCAUCACGUUUACACAUACGGCACUUACGGCAUUUUCGCAUCGCCAGUCCAGCUUGUUUUGGGGUUGGGAGGAAACCGAAAAACACAAAAAUAAACGUAGGCACAGGGAGAAAAUAAAUGCUGAAACGGAGCUGUAAGGCUGCAACACUAAAGGCUUUUAAUUGUCGGAGUCACUAUACCAAGAAUUGUAGUCUCGGUGUACAGUCAUUCGAGGAAAUCCAUUCACAUCAACCUCACAUUACAUAAAACCAGAGAAAGGGAAACCAGAAGCAAAUUUAAAAGCCAUUGCUGUGUUCAAAGUGGUAUAAUUGUACUGUAAAGUAGUAUGUCCUAACAUACUCAUUAUAUAGUGCAUACUAUUCCUCAUAUUAGUAUGCAACAUUCCAGCAUUAUUUUAUAAACAACACAACGAUAUAGCACCCUACACAUCGAAUUCCCUAGUGACGAUUACCCUGUUCUGCUAAGAACACUGUGAGAGAACUUUGGGGUGGUACGGGUUUUUAUACUUGAUUAAAUCUAUGGGAUGCAAUUUUGAAUACCUUAAAAGCCCAAGCACUGAACUAAAGCCAUAGCAAAAUUAAGAAAAUACCAAAGUUUAGUUAAGUACUGAUAAUAAUAAUAAUCAUGGUGUGUGUUCUGGGUGUUUAAGUUCAAGCAGCCAGGCUGAUUCUGUUUACCAGUUUUCAGAAAACCUUCACAUGAAUAUUUACAUAUGGAGGAUCAGUCCAUUAACAUUAAAUACAUGGGACAAAACAAUUUGGGGACAUCAUUAUAUUGGAAAAAUAUAUCAUGAAUGACUAGCUGGUGUGAUUUACUUUUUUUCUCCUGAAUAGUUCUAUAAUUGCGUUUGUUUGUCUGUAAACCACGUUUAAAUUUUUAGAACUUUUUAGGUUCCUUUAGUUUGCAAAAUACAUUAUAUAGACAAGUGACACCUGACCAAAAGAUGUGAUUUUUGAACAUCCCAUUCCACAUUCAGGUCACAUUUGCUGUUAUAAUACAUACACUGUGGUAAAUUUUGGGAUAGAACCACAAUUGUCUGGAAAAAUACUUUUGUCUAUAUAAUGUAGUAGUCUACAUUAACCUUUUACCUGCUUUAUUUUAAAGCAGCAGAAUGAUAAGGUUCUGUCUGAUCAUACUGUGAAUUUAAGAUCUUGAGCCAUACAUUUCUAUAAGGUCAUUGUGAAUCUUCCGUGCAAACAACAUAUAUUUCAUUUGUUUGCUAAAAAGUCAGACAGAAUCUUAAAAUCAAGUUAAAUGCCAGUUAAAGUCAGUUAAAUGCAGUUGAAUAGUUUUUCAUUUGUUACAUUUUUUUAUUUUGUAUCUACCGUAAAACACAAAUGAAUGAAUAAACAUGAAAAAACCUAAGUA